AACAUGUGGCUCAGGAGCUCAGUGUCAACGCUCAGGUUACCAACAUGAAGCUUCACUGUGACUCAGUCUGUCAUCUCGUCUUCCUGAGCCUCUGCUGUGUUCUCAUCACAGUGAGAGUGUCAGACAGCACGUUCGUCCCGGGGAGAUGUAUGUGUCAACAGAUGCAACCAGGUGUCAGGGGGCAACUGAAAGAUCUCACUGUCUACCACAAAAGCCCCCGCUGCAGUAAAGUCACAGUCAUAGUGACACUGAUGAAUAACAACCAAGUGUGUCUGAAUCCAGACGCACCGCUGGGUAAACAGCUAGUUCGUUGCUGGAAUAGAGCUCAUAAAUUGGGUCGUGAUGUGAAACUGUGUCUGAGGAGGAGGAGGAGAGGGAGAGGAGGCAAGCGGCUGCGCUCUCGACAGCGGAGCCGGGGCCACAAUAAGAAAACCUCAUCUUCAAAUUCCCAGUAGUCAACCAACCUGAAACCAAUCCACUGCAUGGAGAGAAGUGUGCACAUGCCAAUUGUUGCCAAUCAGUGGACCCUUAAUUGUAGACCAGCAGUAAAAGAACCACUAUUUCUCCUUCCACACAGCUCAGACAUCAGGCUCCCCUGAACUGCUGCCUGGGCUGUAAACUGAACCCCUCUUCUAGUCCAGCAGCAGGGGGGCUUUUCUGUGCAAAUGACUGAUGUGAUGUUAAAAACUAAGCCCUGGAGGCUUGUCAUAAAUGCUAAUAAUGUCUUUAUAACACUAUCAAAUGGCAAAUAUAUUGUUUAUAUGUAGUUCUGUGUAGGCAGCUGGAAAAGAUAACUGAACCCUAUAUGUUGGUUAUUUAUUUUUAUAUUACUUUUUUUUUUACAAGAAAUAUUUGUAUAAUUUGUACGAUUAAAACAACGACUUGAACUCAA
Molecule: messenger RNA, 892 nt
Organism: Solea senegalensis (Senegalese sole)
Lineage: Eukaryota; Metazoa; Chordata; Actinopteri; Pleuronectiformes; Soleidae
Product: C-X-C motif chemokine 9-like
Exons: 4
Coding region: 45-455 (136 amino acids)
Biological process (GO): neutrophil chemotaxis; cellular response to lipopolysaccharide; antimicrobial humoral immune response mediated by antimicrobial peptide
Cellular component (GO): extracellular region
Molecular function (GO): chemokine activity; CXCR chemokine receptor binding
Source: RefSeq, a predicted model, not a curated record